Messenger RNA from Cooperia oncophora, 354 nucleotides. The record is from the annotation of a GenBank genome assembly. Lineage: Eukaryota; Metazoa; Nematoda; Chromadorea; Rhabditida; Trichostrongylidae.
AUGGAAUUUGCUCAAGCAAUGCAGUACGUUUUCAACCCAUCCAAAUCUUGCCCAACGUGCGAUCCGAAAAAGGACAAAGUAACGGUUCCUGACAUUAGUUUUUUCCUAGGUAUGCAGCAGAUUGAUGCAUUGGUGGAGAAGAUUCUCGGAAACGAUAAAGUUAUCGGCGUUUGCCAAUUACUUCUUAAAGAUAAGUGCCCAGAACUUGCCAAAAUACUGGAACAGGAAAUAGGCAGCUUUAUGGAUCUUUUCAAGAUUGAGCCAUUUGUGACGGUUGUGAGUUCUUCAUCAAUUUUGUCGCUUUCUCAAGACUGUAACAUUGUCGUAAAAUGUGACAACGAGAAAAUUAAGUGA